CAUCUAUUUUCCGGGGUGGGGGGGGGGUACAGAGAAAUGUGUGCAUCUUUGUGUGGGCAGGCAGAGACACACCCACUUGGAAAGGCAUCGUCCCUGGAAGUGGGAGGGAACAGGACCUGCGGGUGCCCUCCUCCUGGGGGCAGAAGUCAGCUAAUAGCUACCCACAGCGUGUGGGAGCACUCACCCUGCACCAAAGCCAUCAGAGACAAGCUCGGGGCCUUGCUUGCUUGUGAUGGUUCCCCUGGGAAGGCAGAGUGUAAGCUACUUGCUGAGGACUGUCGGGAGACAAGUCGGUUGAGAUGUGCUCUAUGUCCUUCUCCUCUGCGUGGGCCAGCUCCUCCUGCUGAAAACAGCUAAGUCUGCUGGAAUUCUUGGAAUCUCAGCCCCAGAGGGACCUCGCUAGGGGCAAACCGAUCUCACCUUGGGAACUUUAUUACCCAGCGUUUGGACUGCUUGUUCCAACAGUUCUUAGGAAGUGUGAGUGUCUUUCACACCAGCAUCUCUCUGUGCUUGCUUCUGCCUACACUGAGGAAGACAAGUGCUGCCCCAGCCCUGGGGUUCCCGAGCAGCCUGAGGGUUCAGAACCUCCAAAACCCACAUGUAGACCUCCGGGGGCACAGAAACAUUGGAAGCAGCCAGGAGGACAAUCAGGAGAAAACCUAACAUUUUCAAUAUUCAAAAACCACUCGUGGAGGUGGUUGAUGUAGAGAACCCUGAAUUCACUGAAGAACUUUGUAAUUUCUGGACUAAUCUGUGUUGUCGUUCUGGUGUACACAAGGAGGGAUCAAUACAUAUCUGGAGCCUGGAGGGAAUGUACCUGGGGGCCUCAGAGGCCAUUUUGUGUGGCUCUGACUCACCCUGACUCUCCCAUGAAGCGGAAAGGAGGAAACAUCACACCAGGUGUGGCCAGCCUUUGGCCAUUGCUGUGAAUACCCAAGAGUUACUGCAGUCCCUUCCCAAUUACUCAUUUUUGCCUUAGCUGUGGUUCAGCCAAGACUUCUGGCUCAAGGAAAGCUGUUAAAAGACGAGACAGGAUGAGGCGGGAAGAGGAGGAAGAGGAGGGAACCAGGAUGAAGGCAAAAGGAGACCUUGAGAUGAAGGAGGAAGAGGCAAUCAGUGAGAAGGGAGAACCGGUUGGCCCUUUCGCGAGCGCCAUGCCCACCUCUCUGCCGCACAACAAGGGGUCCCGGUUUUCUGAGGUUUGGGAAUAUUUCCACCUGGCCCCUGUUCGUGCUGGCCACCACCCCAACCAAUAUGCCACCUGCCGCCUGUGUGGCAGGCAGGUGAGCCGCGGCCCGGGGGUUAACGUGGGCACCACAGCCUUGUGGAAACAUCUGAAGAGCAUGCAUAGAGAGGAGCUGGAGAAGACUGGCCAUGGUCAGGUGGGGCAGCGCAAGGACUCCAGGUCCCAGGGGCCCCAGCUCCCCAUGGGUAUCGAGGGCGAAUGGGCCCGGUUCCUGGAGCAGCUGGGGACCCUGGCUUUGUGGGCCAGCCAAAGGGAAAAGGAGGUGCUUAGGAGGGAGAGGGCAGUGGAAUGGCGGGAGAGAGCAGUGGAAAGGAGAGAGCGAGCCCUGGAGGAGGUAGAAAGGGCCAUCCUGGAGAUGAAGUGGAAGGUGAGAGCUGAGAAGGAAGCCUGUCGGAGGGAGCAAGAGCAGCCUGCAGCAGCUCAUCCUUUCCAUUUUGUUUAAAUCAGCCUGGGAGGUAUCUAUUCUGAAGACACAGACUUCAGGCUCCCAGCAAAGAGCCACUUUAGCUUAAAUAUAAAGUAUUUUGUUUUUAAGACAAAGAGUGCAUAAUAGGAGUUAAUCUCAGCAGUUCUGAAUUGACCAAAUACUUACCUACAGGGCCCCUGAAGGCUGUCCUGAUCAAAACCUCAAAACGUAUUAACUGAAGAUCGCUGUUGUUUUGCCACCAUGGGUCUGUGAGUUUGGGUGCAGAAUGGACCAUACUGUCAGUGGUGAUGAGUGAAAAUAAUGGGAUUUAUGCCUAGCACUUGGUUCGCGGAGCUGAGGGCUCUGAUAGUUGAGGUUGGCCAGGUAGCUGGAAUGUACCUAUGUGACCAGCUCAUUCUAAGGGACUCUGCCACAAGCAGAGCUGAGGCUUCCUGGGGCUGAGGCCUUUGCACACAUACUGGUGGUGAUUUGAGAACUGGGUACAGGGCUUGUUCUGUGGGGCCCAGCUGUGGAAGCACAUAGAAGCUUGAGCCUGAGUUCUCGGGACCCAUCCAAUGUAGGUCUUUUCUGCCACUGGUGCUGUGUUGUAUCAUCUGCUUACAUUAAAGCUGUGUCACCAGCAGAAACUGUCUGAGUCCUGUCUUUGCAACAAUGUAACACGUACGUAAUUAACGUAUAAUCAGCACAGAGAGAAUUAAAGACUUUUCAGCUCACUCGAAAGAAACGUUAAGAAUAGAGGAUGUAAAAACUUAUUCAUAAAUAUUUAAAAAUAUAAUCUAAUUUCAUAUUAAGGUCUGUUAAAGAGGGAGAUCAUGAGGAAGAGAGGAGAGAAACUCAGAAAGGAAAAAAGAAAGGUGGAGAGAGGCGGCGAGUAAGGAGAAAUAAAAAACAGAGGCAGAAAACCAAAAAAGAAAGAAAAAGAGACAGAGAAGAAGUGUGACAUGGCAGAAGAGAGACAGAUCCCUCCUCAAAAAUUCACCAUGGAAAGAUGAGAGACGAAGACUAUCUGGGAGACUGAAGGGCGGAGAACAUUUUCUGAGGUUCUGAGGUCAAUUUUAAUGAGUUAAAUUGCUUUAGUUUUGUUCCCACAGACCACCCAUUCAUUUGAACAGUAGGUUUUGGAUUUUAUUCCUGCCUUUGAGAUGCCGGCUACAGGCCAACUGUUCCCUGACUUUUAAAAAAACAACUGUGCAUUUUGGGGGUGUCUGGGUGGCUUAGUCGGUUAGGUGUCCAACCUCAGUUCAGGGCAUGAGCUCACAGUUUGUGAGUUCAAGCCCUGCGUUGUUCUCUGUGCUGACAGCUCAGAACCUAGAGCCUGCUUCACAUUCUGUGUCUCCCUCUUUGCCCCUCCCCCACUUGUGGGAGCACGC
Molecule: messenger RNA, 3043 nt
Organism: Acinonyx jubatus (cheetah)
Lineage: Eukaryota; Metazoa; Chordata; Mammalia; Carnivora; Felidae
Gene: ZBED2
Product: zinc finger BED-type containing 2
Exons: 2
Coding region: 1035-1688 (217 amino acids)
Molecular function (GO): DNA binding
Source: RefSeq, a predicted model, not a curated record